Messenger RNA from Pseudovirgaria hyperparasitica, 1622 nucleotides. RefSeq lists its product as uncharacterized. The coding region runs from base 460 to 1263 and encodes 267 amino acids. The transcript has 3 exons. The record is from RefSeq and is a predicted model, not a curated record. NCBI's taxonomy places the organism in Eukaryota, Fungi, Ascomycota, Dothideomycetes, Acrospermales, Acrospermaceae.
CCUCUAUAUCUUAUCUUUUAGCAUUUCUCUUAUUCGCCAAUCUUUCACGCUAGUGUCAAGCUAGUAGCGAGAAUUCCUAAAAAAAAAAAAAAUAUGUACUUUUCGUUAAGCACGACACUCUCCCUUGUACACUCUCUCCUUAUCCUCGUCCUACUCUUUGAUACUCCUCUGGCGGCGAGGGAGAGGCAGCGACUUCCGGUCCCGGACGAUCGCCUACGAACUCUAGCGACGGUAGCGGCAUCACAGCCGGGGACAUUUAUUAUAAGAGAAACGGAGACGUAAUUGAGGUCAUUGAGUGUAUUCUGUAAGUGUGUAGAGAACUGAGUUCUGGGAGACAGAGUCGAAGCUAUUUAACCGUUUAGACACUAGUCCCGUUUAGGAAGCAGUGUCUCUCACUCAAAGUGCCUUCCGACAACAACAUUAACUUAUGCCGUGCACCCAACGUGCGAUAACUAUCCGAUGCGUCGAAAUCUAGACGAAGCUCUAGGAAUGGCUAGGCUAGCGUAUGAAGGUCUACAAAACUUUGAGAUGCUACCAGCGCACCUUAAGUUUGGCUAUCGAAUACUAUUCCAACGCCUAGAACGUGGCCAACAGAAUCCGACAGAAGAAUUAAACAUAGUCACCCGAACAAUGAGAAAGAUCGCCACCUUGACAGAGACCAGCAGACCGGCAAGCGCAGCUAUGAUCAUCUUCUGCGAUGAUUCCCGCUGGGAACGGGAGGGCAAUCGUGUCAAUGUCGAUGUCCAUCGUACGCGAUGGAAGCCUGACCGCGAUUCCGAUGAGCGAGUGUGGGUCGAUAGCGUGUUAGGAACGAGAUGGGCUGAAACACCAUAUUGCCGUCAGCCCUUCGAUGGAGAACUAGAAAACCCCUACAUGUACUACUACCCCUCGCCGCCUAAUAAUCCCGAUCAGGUCGUAGUCUCAUUCUGCGGGAAUCAAUGGCCCGAGAACAGCUGGGACCUUAUCCACGACGGAGAUCUCAGUAUGCCUAUUGAUGCGCUAACUAUGCAUAAUCUCCGUGGCACCUUUCUAAGUCCCGAACUCCUCUCAAUGUUUUUGAAUUCGAACCUUUUUAGUGAUGAGAUGAGGGGAGAUAGUCUUGACUGGCCCCAAGUUAUACAAGUGAGGCGCCAACAGCAAAUUCGCAGUAGAGAGAACUAUAUAUUUUUUGCCAUUCAGUUUCUCGUAGACCACAUGGGCUUAAUGCUUGAGCCGGUACCAGAUGGUGUCCUAAAUGGGAAAGUCAUAUGGAAACCGACGUGAGCAUAUACAAUCGGAUACAAUCCAAGGUCCCAGAUGAGGAUUGUGUGAUUAGUCACCCUAAAAGUAAGGAUUGAGCUUGAAAUCUAUACCAAGGGAUUGAGAUUGUACCGUCUUGGCAAUCAUUUUGAGGCGUGGAUUGAGCUUGUAUUCUCUAUUGAAAUUUUGGCCCAGAUUGAGAUUGCGCAGAUUCAGAUUGUAUAUGCCCAUCUCUGCAUGGAAAUAAGCGAUAGGAAAGGAGAGAAUCAGAGGUGGUAACGAGCGAGGGGCGACUAGGGGCAUGCGAAGGAACUCAAAGGACAAAAGUAACAAUAAAAAGGCUCAUAGCUUAAGGAGAGCUAUUAAUCUAAAGAUGAUACAGG